AUGUUUUCAAGUUCCAGCAGUUCAGGCUCAGAAGACGAAUGGAAUGAUUUAUUGGAUAGUAGUUAUAAUUUGUACUUAAAUAGUCCAAGGUCUUGCUGGGUGCACGAUUUAUUGACAGAUUAUAAAAAUGGAGAAUAUUUUCAAACAUGUAUUAAACUUCGAGAAUACCCGGAAAAAUUUAAAGAAUAUUUUCGAAUGAACAUACAUACGUAUGAUUACAUAUUGGAUAAUAUUUCAAAUGAUAUAAAAAAAUAUAGUAAUUUUCGUGAGUGUAUUCAACCAGAUGAAAAACUUGCAAUAACAAUAAGAUAUUUGUCAACUGGUAUGUCAUUUCGAGCUUUAGAAUUUUUAUUUAAGCGACAUCAUUACACCAUUGGUAAAAUCGUUGAAGAUGUUUGUGUUGCAAUAUGGAAUCAACUUUUUACCAAACAUAUGCCGAUUCCCAAUAAAGAAAACUAUUUAAAAAUAUCAUCAACAUUUGAAGUACUAUGGAAUUUUCCGCAUGUUGUUGGUUGUUUGGAUGGAAAACAUCUACGGGUAAAGUGUCCAGAAAAGUCUGGCAGUAUGUUUUUCAAUUACAAAGGUUAUUAUUCAAUUGUAUUACAAGGAGUUGCAGAUGCGAAUUACAAAUUCAUAUUUGUAGAUGUAGGAGCCUACGGUAAGCAGAGUGAUAGUGGUACGUUUUUAGCCUCAGAUUUAUAUGACAUACUGGAUAAGUACAAAAAUUCAUUACCUCGUCCUACAAAAAUCAAAGAUACCGAAAUUGAUAUGCCAUAUGUAAUGCUUGCUGAUGACGCCUACCCUUUAAAAGAAUAUAUUUUGAAGCCAUAUUUAAAGCGACAAUUGACACAUGAAGAAAUGAUAUUUAAUUAUAGACUUUCACGUUGUAGACGUUGUAUCGAAUGUGCGUUUGGAAUAAUGUGUACCAAGUGGAGACUAUUAUACAAACCUAUCGAAACUAAAAUUGAAAAAGCAGAAAACAUUGCCAAAGCCAUAACUUUACUGCAUAACAUUAUAAUAGAUUUAGAUGGAAGCCCUAACGCGAUGGCAAUAGAAGAAGCAAUGGAAAGUUUCGAAUUUCAAAAAAAAAAAAAAUCAAGAAAUUACAAAUAUUUCACGAAAAAGUCUUAA
This is a messenger RNA of Sipha flava (yellow sugarcane aphid), 1131 nucleotides long. RefSeq names its product protein ALP1-like. NCBI's taxonomy places the organism in Eukaryota, Metazoa, Arthropoda, Insecta, Hemiptera, Aphididae. The record is from RefSeq and is a predicted model, not a curated record. The transcript has 2 exons. The coding region runs from base 1 to 1131 and encodes 376 amino acids.